Peronospora matthiolae is the source of this 339-nucleotide messenger RNA. Lineage: Eukaryota; Oomycota; Peronosporomycetes; Peronosporales; Peronosporaceae. The record is from the annotation of a GenBank genome assembly.
AUGUAUGGAACGAAGGAAGGAAGGAAGGAAUGCAUGUAUGGAUAUCGAUCUGCGGCUGUUCCGUUUCAGCCAACCCCCCGGCGGUGUGACAAUUCCGCCCACUUCGAUCGCCGCCGCCAGCCGUUGCGCGCGGCCUGUUUGUGCCACCAGAGCCCAGAGCCAGGCCGUCGCCGCCUCACGCGCGUGAUUUGUCCAACGUCGCUCGCUCGCUCGCGCGCGUUGCAGGCAGGCGGAGCUGGUGGAUCUGGCAGGACGCGUGCGACCAGAAGCGCCACUCGGCGACGACUCGCUCGGAGCGGACGCCUUUCUUUGUCCAAGUCCCUUUCUUUGCCACGAUGA